Messenger RNA from Podospora bellae-mahoneyi, 694 nucleotides. It is a transcript of the gene OP-2, whose product is annotated as Rhodopsin-like protein. NCBI's taxonomy places the organism in Eukaryota, Fungi, Ascomycota, Sordariomycetes, Sordariales, Podosporaceae. The record is from RefSeq and is a predicted model, not a curated record. The coding region runs from base 254 to 607 and encodes 117 amino acids. The transcript is spliced from 2 exons.
UCCUCGCUCUGCACUCUGCGCAAUCGGAAACACAGCCACGUUGGAACACGCAAAGCGGCAACCCCCAGAGCGUCUUCGUCAUUUCAACCUUCCCGAGAUUAAAUCGAACAGGUUCAUCCUUUCUCUGACAACCACCUUCCAUCCUCAUCAACACCGACAGCUCUACUUAGCUCUACUCCGUAUACUCCACCAUCAACUACUCUAUAUACACCAACGGCGCAUCGCAACAUAGUAUAGCUCAGCAACCGUCACCAUGUGUUUGAUAUUCACGUGUGGCGAACACACGUUCCGCAAGGAAGUCGAAGGGUACGAAGGCAUCGUCUGCCGCUGCCACAACUGCGGCAACUACUCGGCCUCUGUCAUCAAGUCGCAUCCCUGGUUUACCUUUUGCUUUGUGCCCGUCAUCCCUCUUUCCAUGAAGGGCUACGAAGAUGUCAGCUGCCGGGUGUGCAACUAUUCGCAGCCGCUUUCGCACCGGCAGGAUGUUCAGCAGAUGCGCGGGGGAGGGGGGCAGGGGAUACCGAUGCAGCCUCCGCCUCCCGGGCAGGGGAAUCAAGGAUGGGGACAUGGGCCACCGCCGCCUAAUGGGCAGAUGCAGUAUAAGUAACAGAGGGGGGGUUGAGGUAUGCAACGGAAGGGGAGGAUGAAGUCGAUGGUGCGAAGGAGCGCGGAUGAUCUAAUAUGGCGUUGGGGA